GGUGUAGUAAGAUGGCGGACACGCAAAUGCGCGUCUCACCGCUCGUACUGCGCAUGCGUCCUGCUCCCGGGAUUGUACGUCACAAGAUGGCGCUCACCAUGGCUCCCUCGGCCUGUGACUGUGCGCAGAAGGGCCCGGGAGCCUGAACUAAACAUCCCGUCAGGAGAGUCCGGGGCGCUACCGGCUGGGGGGAUAGCGUUGCUAACGUACCCCUCAGAGUCACCGACCCCUACACUUGUUACCCCCUGCACCCAGCUCAGCUUGUGCCCUGCUAUAUCUAUGGAUCCACACGGGACCUGUGGGGGCAGUAAUGUGCCGGCGUUCCUGGCCAAGCUGUGGACUUUGGUGGAAGACCCGGAGACGGACCCUUUAAUCUGCUGGAGCCCGGAAGGGAACAGUUUCCAUGUGUUUGACCAGGGGCAGUUUGCCAAAGAGGUUCUCCCAAAGUAUUUCAAGCACAACAACAUGGCCAGCUUUGUCCGACAGCUCAACAUGUAUGGGUUUCGGAAGGUCGUCCAUAUUGAACAGGGGGGCUUGGUCAAACCUGAAAGAGAUGACACAGAGUUCCAGCACCCCUAUUUCAUCCGGGGUCAGGAGCAACUUCUGGAGAACAUCAAGCGCAAAGUCAACACCGUGAGUACCAAGCUGUCUGCCACCAAGAGCGAGGAGGUGAAGGGGCGUCAGGACAGUGUCAGCAAAUUGCUAACGGACGUACAGAGCAUGAAAGGCAAACAGGAGACCAUCGACUGCCGCCUCCUCUCCAUGAAACAUGAGAAUGAGGCCCUGUGGAGGGAGGUAGCGAGCCUGCGGCAGAAGCACAAUCAGCAGCAGAAAGUUGUCAAUAAGCUUAUCCAGUUCCUGAUCUCAUUGGUUCAGUCAAACCGGAUCCUGGGUGUAAAGAGGAAAAUCCCACUCAUGCUGAACGACAGCAGCACCGCGCACCCCCCACCCAAGUACAGCCGGCAGUACUCGCUGGAGCACGUACAUGGCAGCACCGCCUACCCGGCCCCGGUCUCCGGAUUCGCAGACUCCAGCCUCUACUCGCCGGACUCCUCGGCAGGACCAAUCAUAUCCGACGUGACGGAACUGGCGGAAUCCAGCCCCUCCCCCUCCCCGUGUCUCAGUUUGGAGGCGAGCCCCAGUCCCGUGAUUCUGAUCAAGGAGGAGCCUCUGACGCCGUCCCACAGCCCCGAGCAGAGCCCUGCGCCCCCCAGAGUGGAGGACACCCCAGUCUCACCAUCCACCUUCAUAGACUCUAUUCUGCAGGAGAGUGAGGCCAGCGUUUGCCCCGGGGGCAAUAAGAAUGAGGGGGUCUCACAGUCCAACCCCCCGGAGCCCUGCCUGAGUGUCGCCUGCCUAGACAACAUUUCUAGCAGCCGCCAGAUGUCUGAGGUCUCUCGUCUCUUCCCCACCUCCACCUGUUCUUCCUCUUCCUCCCUGCAGGGCAGAACGGACCCCGGGUUAGAUAUUUCUGUGACGGAGCUGAAUGACCACGUGGACAGCAUUGACUUCAGCCUGGACAACCUGCAGAACCUGCUGAACGGGCAGAGCUUCAGUGUGGACACCAGUGCUCUAUUGGAUCUCUUCAGUCCGUCCUUGGGAAUCCCUGACCUGCCCCUGCCCGACCCUGACUCCAGCCUUGCCAGUAUCCAGGAGCUGCUGUCGUCUCAGGAUCAGAAGGCAUCGGAGACAGUGGAGUCCAGAACACCUGACGCAGGAAAGCAGAUCGUCCAUUAUACGGCUCAGCCCCUCAUCCUUAUGGAUUCCAGCGGUUCCGACCUGCCCAUUCUGCUGGAGCUGGAGGGGGACGAGCCGUACGUUGCAGAAGAAGGGGAUGAUUAUUCAGAGGAUCCCACCCUCUCUCUGCUGUGUUGGGACCCCCAGAGCAAGCCGGCGGGCUCCAGCAUCUCCUAGAAUAUGUGGGGACUUUACUGAAGUGCGUGUGGUAGUGCUGCUGCUGCCCCCCCAUUCUGCCCCCCCAUUCUGCCCCAGCGUCUGCAUGCCAAAGGGACUGAUCUUGCUGCAAGAUGGACCAAUCGGAUGGCUGCUUUUGGCUUGUUCAGUGUGUCUUUCUAGUAGUGGAGCCUACUGCGUGCCUCUUUGGGAACGGGUCCCCCCGCUGCCUUGGUUAGGGGUGCAGUUUCCCUCCCACCUAGGGAUCUGUGGGGCAAUAGGGGCAGUACUUGCAUAGAGUCACCAGGGUUCUGCAUUUUUCAGCACUUAUUAAGAUUUGGGGCAAUGCUUAUUGUUUGGCCCCUUCAUGUCAUGUGACAAGGUGUGGAGUUUGGCUGAAUCUGGGGAUUUGGAGCAGUUCCAAGGAGGUUAGUUCUCUGGGGCAGUUUUGUGUUACUUGCCCUAAAAAUCUGAUUUGCUGCAUUAUCUUGUUUGCCCCCCUACACCCAUACUGGGGCUCAUUAGCCAGGAAAGUGGGUGCCACUGCAAAAUAUAGUUACCCCUUAACACCACCAGGGUCCUAAUUCCAUUCUGCCCCCCAAAUUCAUCAUUGGGUCUCCUCUCCACUGCCGGGGUCUUCAUCUUUCAUAGGGGGUGCCGUUCCCGGUGCCCUUUGGGCUGGGGGGGGACCAGAUCAUUUGUAUUUUGGGGGGCACAUCUAAAAAAUCCAACUGGAAGGGCCGCACUGAUUGCAGUUGAUUUCAGAUGCCCUGCAGCAUGUAUUUAUUAGAUGCGCCCCUGAAUCUUCAAGUGAUCUGGUCACCCUACUUUGGGCCCCCCAGGCCUUUACACUGCCCCCUGUGUAGUACAGGUUUGGGAGAUGCUAAAUCCUGCCCUCUGUAAUAUCAGCGGCUCCUUCAUCUUCAUACUUGCCCCUCUCUCUUCAGCCCUUAACCCCGUGCUUCCUGCAUAACAUGAACCAAUCUUUCCCCCAUCUUCUCAUGAUACCCCAGCCAAUGGUCUGUGGGUUGGUUGGCAAGUGGGUGGGGAAAAUGGGCAUUUGUAUAUACGGGCAGCACAAACAUCAUGUCUAAUCUGGUGGCUCGUGGAAACAUUGCAGUCUCCCAACGUGGCUUUACGUGGGCUGAUCCUGUACAGAACCGGACCGGCCAGCCCACAAGCUCAACAGGCGGCUGCUACACAAGGGUUUGUACGUGCUCUGGCCCCCUGUUCUAUUGUUACAUUCAUUGGGGCCAACAGCCUGAAACAUCAGAACAGCAGGAGCCACCGACUGCCCGGGUACAUAGACACGAGCUGGGGCCGGCCGGCCGGUCUCCGUGUACCAGAGAGAAAAUCAUACAAAGCUGCUUCUUUUAAUUUAAAGCAGAACAGAGGGCGAUCUGGUUCCAGACUGAACGUUGGUUCUGAAUCAGCUACAGUGGGUUAAGAUUAGGAAAGUGGAAGAUCCUUCUGCGAGUGGCAGCGCACUAUGGGCCUGCUGGUGUUGUGGAACCGAAUAUCUCAUUAAUCACCGCGCGCUUUCAGUUGUUGCCCUCAAAGUGUUCAACGACCCCCCCCCCCAGACUUUGGCAGUUUAAUGUUAAUCUCUUUCCACUGAAUAAGAAUCUUACAGAUAUAGUGAUGUAGGUUAAUAGGCAGCAGCUGCCACCAAAAAUAUCAGACCAGCCUCCUGAGGUGCAAAGAUAAGAGUUUGGGAUGUGAAGAUCCUAGUGAAAAGACCAGUUGGUUAGGUUGCGGAGAAUGAAGAUCCUAGUGAAUAGACCAGUUGGUUUGUGGAGAAGUGAAGAUCCUAGUGAAUAGACCAGGUGGUUGGGUUGUGGAGAAGUGAAGAUCCUUUUGAAAGACCAGUUGGUUGGGUUGUGGAGAAGUGAAGAUCCUAGUGAAAAGACCACUUGGUUGGGUUGCGGAGAAUGAAGAUCCUAGUGAAUAGACCAGUUGGUUUGUGGAGAAGUGAAGAUCCUAGUGAAUACACCACUUGGUUGGGUUGCGGAGAAUGAAGAUCCUAGUGAAUAGACCAUGUGGUUGGGUUGUGGAGAAGUGAAAAUCCUUUUGAAGGACCAGUUGGUUGGGUUGUGGAGAAGUGAAGAUCCUUUUGAAAAGACCAGUUGGUUGGGUUGUGGAGAAGUGAAGAUCCUAGUGAAUAGACCAGUUGGUUGGGUUGUGGAGAAGUGAAGAUCCUAGUGACAGACCAGUUGGUUGGGUUGUGGAGAAGUGAAGAUCCUAGUGACAGACCAGUUGGUUGGGUUGCAGAGAAUGAAGAUCCUAGUGAAUAGAGCAGUUGGUUGGGUUGCAGAGAAGUGAGGAUCCUAGUGAAUAGAGCAGUUGGUUGGGUUGCGGAGAAGUGAAGAUCCUAGUGAAUAGACCAGUCGGUUGGGUUGCAGAGAAAGAAGAUCCUAGUGAAUAGACCAGUUGGUUGGGUUGCGGAGAAGUGAAGAUCCUAGUGAAUAGACCAGUUGGUUGGGUUGCGGAGAAGUGAAGAUCCUAGUGAGUAGACCAGUUGGUUGGGUUGUGGAGAAGUGAAGAUCCUAGUGACAGACCAGUUGGUUGGGUUGUGGAGAAGUGAAGAUCCUAGUGACAGACCAGUUGGUUGGGUUGUGGAGAAGUGAAGAUCCUAGUGACAGACCAGUCGUUGGGUUGCGGAGAAGUGAGGAUCCUAGUGAAUAAACCAAUUGGUUGGGUUGCAGAGAAUGAAGAUCCUAGUGAAUAGAGCAGUUGGUUGGGUUGCAGAGAAAGAAGAUCCUAGUGAAUAGACCAGUCGGUUGGGUUGCGGAGAAGUGAAGAUCCUAGUGAAUAGACCAGUCGGUUGGGUUGUGGAGAAGUGAAGAUCCUAGUAAAAAGGCCAGUCGAUUGGGUUGCGGAGAAGUGAAGAUCCUAGUGACAGACCAGUCGGUUGGGUUGUGGAGAAGUGAAGAUCCUAGUAAAAAGACCAGUUGGUUGGUUUGUGGAGAAGUGAAGAUCCUAGCGAAUACACCAGUUGGUUGGGUUGCAGAGAAUGAAGAUCCUAGUGACAGACCAGUCGGUUGGGUUGUGGAGAAGUGAAGAUCCUAGCGAAUACACCAGUUGGUUGGGUUGCGGAGAAGUGAAGAUCCUAGUGAAUAGACCAGUCGGUUGGGUUGUGGAGAAGUGAAGAUCCUAGCGAAUACACCAGUUGGUUGGGUUGCGGAGAAGUGAAGAUCCUAGUGAAUAGACCAGGUGGGUGUCCUGUGCUGAUCCUAAUGAAUAGCUGGAGUGGGUGGGCUGUGGAGAUAUGCAGAUCCCAAGUGAGACCAUAAGUUUGGGCUGUGGAGAGGCAUUUAUCUUAAUGAAGAGACCAGUUGCGCUGUAGUGAUGUCCAGAUUUUAGGGUACAGACCAGUUGGUUGUGCUCUUUUAUAUUUUAAAAUAAAUGUCUAAACCACCAUGAUAAGAUUUUAUAAUGUUGCCAUCCAAGGAAGAAGCCCAUGUCGAUUCACUUUUAGAGUUGGCUAUGGCAGAGCGACUGUUCUGGUUCUUCUCUUGGAGAGGACAGUGGGCCAUGCCUCAGAAGUUGGAAUUUCAGCAGCUGCAGUUGGGGCUUUGUAGGGGUGGGGCGGAGUAGCAGAUAGUGCUUCUGGGUGCCAGGAUACGUGGGAGAAAAGCUGGUACUCUGGAGACCAGGGUACGUGGGAGAAGAGCUGGUACUUCUGGAGACCAGGGUACAUGGGAGAAGAGCUGGUACAUUUGAAGACCAGGGUACUUGGGAGGGAAGGCCUUGGAGACCAGGGUACUUGGGAGGGAAGGCCUUGGAGACCAGGGUACGUGGGAGAAGAGCUGGUACUUCUGGAGACCAGGAUACGUGGGAGAAGAGCUGGUACUUUUGGACACUAUGGCUGCUGGUUGGGCACAGAGAAAAGGGCAGAGCAGUGAGGAGUUGUGUAAGGGUGGCAGGGUCGGGCCGCUGUGCCCCAUUCCUGGUACAUACGGUUGUCCUGGGUGAAAGACUGGGCACAAAGCACCUUUAACUCUUUAUUGUGAGUGAGGGGUUUGUGUAGGGGUGGGGGCAGCGAGGGCAGGUCGGGCACAGGACUUGCCUCUGUAUUUACUUACUAAAUUGUUAAUACGUGUGUUUUAUUUGGGAUUUUUACAUUUUCUGUAUAUUCCUCUCUGUACAAAUAAUAUAAAGUUGUGUAUAAAG
Messenger RNA from Xenopus tropicalis (tropical clawed frog), 6066 nucleotides. RefSeq names its product heat shock transcription factor 1 (gene hsf1). Gene Ontology annotation, molecular function: DNA binding; sequence-specific DNA binding; DNA-binding transcription factor activity. The transcript has 15 exons. Gene Ontology annotation, biological process: regulation of DNA-templated transcription. Gene Ontology annotation, cellular component: nucleus. NCBI's taxonomy places the organism in Eukaryota, Metazoa, Chordata, Amphibia, Anura, Pipidae. Bases 280 to 1914 code for a protein of 544 amino acids. The record is from RefSeq and is a predicted model, not a curated record.